Chinchilla lanigera (long-tailed chinchilla) is the source of this 6248-nucleotide messenger RNA. RefSeq names its product solute carrier family 6 (neurotransmitter transporter), member 2 (gene Slc6a2). The record is from RefSeq and is a predicted model, not a curated record. Gene Ontology annotation, cellular component: neuronal cell body membrane; plasma membrane; presynaptic membrane. NCBI's taxonomy places the organism in Eukaryota, Metazoa, Chordata, Mammalia, Rodentia, Chinchillidae. Gene Ontology annotation, biological process: dopamine uptake involved in synaptic transmission; sodium ion transmembrane transport. Gene Ontology annotation, molecular function: neurotransmitter:sodium symporter activity; dopamine:sodium symporter activity; norepinephrine:sodium symporter activity. The coding region runs from base 395 to 2515 and encodes 706 amino acids. The transcript is spliced from 15 exons.
AGCAGAACAUUCCCAUUUUGUUCACAGACUCUGAUUAGGUAGCUUAAGUAGCCUGAUGGCAGCAGAUGACAGCUCUGGUGCUCCUGGGUCGCUGCUUCUGUAGUCCCUUUUGCAGUCUCUUUCUGAUGGGACUCGGAUCCUAGUUUCGAGAAUCUGUGGCUCUCUUCCUUUGGUCAGAAGUCAGAGCCUGGUGACUUUAGGAGCUGUGGGUGCUACUCGAGGAGAGAUAGAAAAAGUAAGCACCCGGGCCCCCCGGGUCCCCGGAGUCCCUGGGAGCCUGGCCCAGCCGCCCGGGAGCCCGCGCCGCGCCCCCGCCCCUGCCCAUCCCCGGCUGCGCUGUCAGUCUCCAUUAGCGCUAACAGGCUCCAGACCGAGCGGGCUGGGAGCUGGGUUAAUGCAAUCGGCGCGUUACCUGGGGCACAGGCUACAUUACCAGCCCGGCUCCCACCCGGUGCGGCCAGAAGAGCCAGCCCGCGUCCGUCCGGUCGGCCAGCUGCCCAGCGCCUCCGACGCUCCUCCAACAGUGCCCCAGUGCCACGCGGCUGAGCCCAGCCCGGUCACAUCCCACCGCCAGCGUCCUGCACCCGGAUCCCCCAGCUGCAGGACACAGCUUCGACGUGACCCCGCAGUACACAUGAAGUCCCUUUCGCCGGCCGCACCCAUUCUUCUGGCGCGGAUGAACCCGCAGGUGCAACCCGAGAACAGCGGGGCGGACCCGGACUCCUCGCAACCCUCUCGGGGAUGCAAAACUGCGGAGCUGCUGGUAGUGAAGGAGCACAACGGCGUCCAGUGCCUCCUAGCUCCCCGGGACCUGGACGCGCAGCCUCGAGAGACCUGGGGCAAGAAGAUCGACUUCCUGCUGUCGGUGGUCGGCUUCGCGGUGGACCUGGCCAACGUGUGGCGCUUCCCCUACCUCUGUUACAAGAACGGUGGCGGUGCCUUCCUGAUCCCAUACACCCUGUUUCUCAUCAUUGCUGGGAUGCCUCUGUUCUACAUGGAGUUGGCUCUGGGGCAGUACAACCGCGAGGGGGCAGCCACAGUGUGGAAGAUCUGCCCUUUCUUCAAAGGAGUUGGCUAUGCUGUGAUCCUCAUGGCCCUCUACGUUGGCUUCUACUACAAUGCCAUCAUCGCCUGGUCAUUCUACUACCUCUUUGCCUCCUUCACUUUGAACCUGCCUUGGACAGACUGUGGCCACGCCUGGAAUAGCCCCAACUGUACUGACCCCAAGCUCUUCAACAGCUCCGUACUGGGCAACCACACCAAGUACUCCAAGUACAAGUUCACACCGGCAGCAGAGUUUUAUGAGCGUGGCGUUCUGCAUCUGCAUGAGAGCAGCGGGAUUCAUGACAUUGGCCUGCCCCAGUGGCAGCUGCUACUCUGUCUGAUGGUCGUCGUCAUCAUCCUGUAUUUCAGCCUCUGGAAAGGAGUGAAGACAUCCGGGAAGGUGGUAUGGAUCACGGCCACGCUGCCUUACUUUGUGCUGUUUGUGCUCCUGGUCCACGGCAUCACACUGCCUGGUGCCUCCAAUGGCAUCAGCGCCUACCUGCACAUCGACUUUUACCGUCUGAAGGAGGCCACGGUGUGGAUUGAUGCUGCAACUCAGAUAUUUUUUUCCUUGGGGGCUGGAUUUGGAGUCUUGGUUGCAUUUGCCAGUUACAACAAAUUUGACAACAACUGUUAUAGGGAUGCCCUGCUGACCAGCACCAUCAACUGUGUCACCAGCUUUGUCUCCGGGUUUGCCAUCUUCUCCAUCCUUGGUUACAUGGCCCAUGAACACAAGGUCAACAUUGAGGAUGUCGCCACUGAAGGAGCUGGGCUCGUUUUUAUCCUGUAUCCAGAGGCCAUUUCUACCCUGUCAGGAUCUACAUUCUGGGCCAUUCUGUUUUUCAUCAUGCUCCUGACUCUGGGCCUUGACAGCUCAAUGGGAGGCAUGGAGGCAGUCAUCACAGGCCUGGCUGAUGACUUCCAAGUCUUGAAGAGACACCGGAAACUCUUCACAUUGGGCGUCACCCUGAGCACCUUUCUUCUGGCUUUGUUUUGCAUCACCAAGGGUGGAAUUUACGUCCUGACUCUCCUGGACACCUUUGCGGCAGGCACCUCCAUCCUGUUUGCAGUACUUAUAGAAGCCAUCGGAGUUUCCUGGUUUUAUGGUGUGGACAGGUUCAGCAAUGACAUCCAGCAGAUGAUGGGGUUUAAGCCGGGACUCUACUGGAGAUUGUGCUGGAAGUUCUUUAGCCCAGCCUUCCUCCUGUUCGUGGUGGUGGUCAGCAUCAUCAACUUCAAACCCCUCACCUAUGAUGACUACGUCUUCCCCACUUGGGCCAACUGGCUCGGGUGGGCCAUUUCCCUCUCGUCCAUGGCCCUGGUUCCUGCCUACAUCAUCUACAAGUGCCUCAGCAUGCGGGGCACCCUUCGGGAGAGACUGGCUUAUGGCAUCACACCAGAGAAUGAGCACCACCUGGUGGCCCAGAGAGAAAUCAGGCAAUUCCAGCUGCAGCAUUGGCUGGCCAUCUGAACCUGACCCCGAGGAGGAGGAACCCACUGUGCCCAGGUCCUGGUCAAAGGCCUCUGCUUCACUCCCACCCUGGACACUGUCUUGGAAUUCUUCUCCCAGAAGAUGCCCUUUCCGACCCUCUCUUCUUUUCUUGGUUACAAAUGACUUAGUGACUAUGGUUUUUGUUCACCUCUGUUCAUCUGGCUUAGGGCCUGUGAUUGUGAAGGAUUGGUGAGCCUCAAGGGAGAGGAGAAAAGGAGGAAGCAGUAAAAAUCCCUUGUGGAAACCCCAAUUUGGAGGAGUAGCUCCCAUCACUUUGGGAGCCCACCCAAGCUGAAAUCCAUGGCUCAGGCAGAAUCCUUUACCACGUUUACUUGUACUUUGGGCCACAGAAGAAAAUCGCAUUUCAGCCAAUCUGAGAAAGGAUGGGUUUUAGAUCAGACACCAAAAUGUCAGCAAAAAGUCCAGCUCAAUUUGGUGUAUGGAUGGGGAAUUCGUAUGUUCCUCAUCUCUUGCCCACCCUAAGUAGCAUGCUGGUGUCUGAACUUCAUUUUGGGAAUUUCAGUUUAUUUGCCCCUAAAAUGAAAUCAGCAGAUUGAUGUUUUGGGAACUUUGAGCAGAAAUCUUCAUAGUUAGUUUUCAGCCUGGAUAUCUGAAUUUGAUUUGUGUAUGAUCCGGAAGGUUCCUUUGGCUUCUGUUGUUCAGAUGGUCCACAGCUAUGGGUGCCAGAGAAAGAAUGCAGAUGAGUCAGAGUGAGCAGGCUCCCCAGAGUAUCUGUACUAGGUAGACGCCACUAGGCCAACCAUGUGUACCGAAGGCAUAUCCUGCUCUUGUCCUGUGAGGAACAUGGGAUCCUCAAAACUCACUGGUGGUUCCUGAGAUCUUCUUGGGGAAAUGGGACAGGGACUUGGGGAAGCCAAGGUUGGUACACCAUAGGCCUCUCUGCUGUCCUUUUGGGUGACAAACUGUCCUGGCUAUUUACUCUUCAUGGACACCACGAAAGCCUUCCCUGGGGAUCUCAGCACAGACCAAGCGUUCUGAGGGAUGAGGAGUUGACCCUGAAAACUUCUGUCUCUUGUCAAGGUCUAGCUAGACACCUUGGCACCUUGGGUUGGGGGUGGGACUAAGACCCCACAACCCAAUCACUCAAAUUGAGAGAAUAUUCUGAGUGAGAGAACAGGUUGGUGGGUUUAGGACAGUCCUAGCUUUACUUCUGAAAAAACUCUUAAGUGAUGGUGGUUAGUUUCAGUUCAGUGAGAAAUGAUUGGUGGUUUGGAAAAUCGGUGGCGUUUAGUUGGGAUUUCUGUUUAUGGUUUGAGUCUCAUGAACUCAUUGGGAAUCUAGAGUUGUGCAUUCUCAUUUAAACUGUGGGAGCUCCUGUUGCACAUGAGCCCACUUCACUUACCCUGGGAGUGUGGGGUGCACACUUAGAGUGGGCUGUGGCUAAAGCUAGGACAUCUGUGAGCCCCUGGGAUGCUGCAAGGUGAGGGCUGGGUGGAGCUGUCUGGAGACAAUGAUGGCAUAUCUCCGAACAUCCUGGGGGUUUUCUGCUCAAUCAAGACAUUUAGGUCACUCUUUAGAGAAUAAAGAGCGGAAAUGAGCAGUGUUUUGAUCUUUUAUUAAAAGAAGGCCAGCUUACGGCCUGAGAUAGCCUAAGUGGCACACAUUUUGGGCCCUUGCAAAAAACGAGGCCAGUUUCACACAGAUGGAAUGAAUCAGGUGCUGGUCUGGAUCCCUUGACUCUUUCCAUGAGUGAUAAUUUUUUCCUAAAUAUAUUUUUUUUUAACAAAGUACGCUUCCCAUGCUGCCUCCCAGCUGCCUCAUGUGUACAACAGGGCUGGCUCCUAUUUUCCCACUUCCCUGGUGAGAAAACUAAGACCUGGCAUUUAAGUUCGUGUUGUUCAAGGAACUAAGCUGGUACUCCAUGAACAAUCUCAGAUCUCAGCUAAUAAAACUUGGGAAUACUCUCAUCACAUGGUCCAUCCUACCUAGGACUGUCAUGAGACACAGAACACACAGAAAUCUACUCAAAGGCAGAGGAGCACUUCCUAGCCAAAGAACAGUGUGUUGGAACAGAGGGCAGAGGGAAAAGAAAGGCAUUCAUUCUUACCUAGCUCGUUACCAGGCAGGAAAUUGCUUAGCUGCUACACAGUCUUUUACUGAAAAUAACCACUCUUUGAACAGUAGGAUCUAAGAAGCUAAAUCCACUUGGCUGACCUGAGCACCCACUCAGAAAGACCCAUGUGCAUUAGAUCACAGCCAGCCUGCUAUUUUUUCUUAGUCACCUGCACUGUGGUCCUUCUGCCUGCAGACAUUGUCCUCGGGGUAAUUGGAGGAGUGGUGCUAGCUGAAUGAAUAUCAAACCAAUGCCAUGGUGCUGCCUUGUGGUGAAGUUGGCUCCUGAGUCUGGGGUAGAUGGAGGGUUCCUGGUUCCAAUCCUAGGCUCCCUGAGAGGGUAAGGGGUACCAAGAAAGGCCUUGAAGAUUCUCACAGAGGUGCUGGGAGACCAACUGGGUUCACUUUUCCACUUACAUUUAAGAGAGAAAGAUUAUGUGCUUCAUCCAAAGUAAUGCUUGACUUCUUUUGUGUAACCUUUUUUUAAUAGGAGAAGCUACCCAGGACCAGGGUGCUCCUGUGUACUGUAUAUGACACUUGACACUUUUGAUAUUUUACUAGGUUUUUAAAGAAUUAUUAUUUUCCAUGAAAUAUAAAAGAUCUGUUUAAGACCAUCAUGUUGACCUCCUGCUCCUCACUAUCUAGUUAUUUAGUAUUUAAGUGUGAGUCUUUAUUCUAGAUGCAAAUUAGACAAAGAAAGAGAGGAGCUGCCAGCUCUUGCCAAAUACCUUGCUGAACAAAAUUCCCUAAACUGCCUUAAUUCUGAGAGAAGAAAGAGAGGUUCUUGCUCAGGUGGGAGCCUGUCUCUUGCCAUGUGAUCUCCUUUCCAUCUUUGAGUGUGAAAACUGAAGCCUUCUUACCAAAGAAUUCACCACUUAGUAAAGAAUUCCACUGCACUCAUUUUAUAUGUUUUUUAGUUUUCUUUGAAAGGCACAAUGGAAAAUAACACAGGGUGUACAGUGCGGUGAAAAAGCAGAGCACUGAGAGUUGCACAGACCUGGGUCUGCAGCUGCCUAGUUGGAUGGCUUGGGAAGAAGAGUUUCAUGUCUUUUGGGUUCAAGGGUGUUUGUCUGCACAAUCAGGGAUUGUAUUAGAUAAUGAAAGAUCCCAUCCAAUUAAAACAAACGAGCCAGAAAACCUUUAUGUCUUCAUGAGCGUAUUCUUGAGCUAAAUUUACAAUGAAGAAAAUACAUCACUUGCUGUGGGAUUUUCCAAAAUGACCCUCAACCAUGAGCAGACUGCUUAGAAAUAUCAGAUUUCUGGCCUCUAGAACUUUGUUUUUCAGAUAUGCAGUAGUUCCACUUUCUCAGAUACUUCUCCAGCAGAAGCCAAAAUACUUGGUAUUUGAAUGAAAAGGGUAUCGCCAGCCCUUCUCUUUGAAGAGCCUGAGGGUGAUAUCCCAUCCUGCCCGGAGACAGCAUGACUGCACCGGUGACUGAAGACACUGUGGGGUGCCUGCCCGUGUCUCCCUGUCUCUCAGCUUUUGUGAAAAUGCAGACUAUUUCAAUGGUGUCCUCUCCAUGUCAUGGAUGUUCUAGUGUCCCGCAAAUCUCUACUGUCUGAUUUGGAUUUAUUUUAAAAGUUGUUCUCUUCAUGGAAAAAUAAGUGUGAAGAAUAAUAAACGAUAUUUCCUGUGGCA